UACCACUUCGUACUUGUGCAAUAAUAACACAUCAAACCGAACACAACGAAAACGACAUCGUUUUAGAGAGAAUGUUCGUCUUCUUCCUCCUCCUCCUCGGAUCUCUCUGAUAAUUUUUUUUCUUCUUCUGGGAAAAAAACCUCAACUUUCUCAGAUAAUUACUCAAUUCAAACUAUUCUCUCGUCUCUCGCCGAUCUCUCUUUGGAUCAUUCUGCUCUUUAGAUCUCUGUUCCAAGGAAGCGCUAAUCUAGUCUACUCCGGAAAUGGAUAAGGAGAAAUCUCCUAGUGGAGGCCUUCCUCCACCAUCAGGUCGUUACUCUUCGUUUCCUCAUUUGACUCCUCCUCCAAGUGGGAGCUCUGAUGCUAACCGGUUCAGCCACGAUAUAAGCCGAAUGCCCGAUAACCCGCCUAAGAAUCUAGGCCACCGCCGAGCUCAUUCCGAGAUCCUUACUCUCCCUGAUGACUUGAGCUUCGACAGUGAUCUCGGCGUCGUUGGUGGUGCCCCUGAUGGACCUUCUUUCUCUGAUGACGCGGAUGAGGACUUGAUGUCAAUGUAUCUCGACAUGGAUAAGUUCAAUUCCUCCGCGAGUUCGUCCUGUGAGCCAGCGGAGCUGGUUUGGAGGAAUGAGUUAGGCUCGACUACUACGCCUGGUGGUGGUGGUGGCUCUAGUGAGAGGCCGAGGAUAAGGCACCAACACAGCCAAUCUAUGGAUGGUUCAACGAGUCUUAUGUCUGGGAGUGAGGAUGUGUCUGGAGGAGUUGACUCUAAGAAAGCUAUCUCUGCUGCUAAACUCUCCGAGCUUGCUCUCAUUGAUCCUAAACGUGCUAAGAGGAUAUGGGCAAACAGGCAGUCUGCGGCGAGGUCGAAAGAGAGGAAGAUGAGAUACAUAGCGGAGCUAGAGAGGAAAGUACAGACUUUACAAACAGAGGCUACAACUCUCUCAUCGCAGUUGACUCUCUUACAGAGAGAUACAAAUGGCCUGAGUGUUGAAAACCAUGAGCUGAAACUUAGAGUACAAACAGUGGAGCAACAAGUUCACCUGCAGGAUGCGUUAAAUGACGCACUGAAGGAGGAAGUUCAACAUCUUAAGGUAUUAACGGGGCAAGGUGUUUCGAAUGGUGGUGCAUCAUCAGUAAUGAACUAUGGUUCAUUUGGAUCAUCAAACCAGCAGUUCUAUACCAAUAAUCAGUCGAGGCACACUAUGCAAGCUGCACAACAGUUCCAGCAGCUCCAGAUACAUUCACAGAAACAACAACAGCAACAGCAGUUUCAGUUUCAGCAGCAGCAGCAACUGUAUCAGCUUCAGCUUCAGCAGCAGCGGAUUCAACAGCAGGAACAACAAAGCGGUGGGGCUGAGCCGAGAAGGCCUAUGUCUUCUUCGGGUCAGAAAGAGAGUGCGACAUCAUCGCCUGAUCUGGAGUUUCCCUCCACAAAAGACUGAAGAGAGUUCACUGUGUUAGUGUCCAGUUUGGUGAAUCUCCUUUCUCUUUCCAGUUACAAAGCUGUAGCGUUUUCUCCCUGAUCAGAGGCUCAUGGGAUUUAUUACAUUCUUAAAAGAGUUAAAAACAAGACACCUUUAGAAGUUGUUAGUGAAGCCUUUGUCUGUAGUCUUUUUAUUAACCAUAUUCAAAUUCUUUGGCUUUUGUUAUGUUUGUUAUUGAAUCGUCUCUCGCUUGGUUUUGGA
Messenger RNA from Brassica napus (rape), 1685 nucleotides. RefSeq names its product probable transcription factor PosF21. Gene Ontology annotation, cellular component: nucleus. The transcript is spliced from 5 exons. The coding region runs from base 264 to 1442 and encodes 392 amino acids. The record is from RefSeq and is a predicted model, not a curated record. NCBI's taxonomy places the organism in Eukaryota, Viridiplantae, Streptophyta, Magnoliopsida, Brassicales, Brassicaceae. Gene Ontology annotation, biological process: regulation of DNA-templated transcription. Gene Ontology annotation, molecular function: DNA-binding transcription factor activity.